AUGUCUGAGGCAAGAGAUUAUGAAUUUGUUGAUUUAUUAGUAGAUGCAGAAACUCCUCUUUUCCCUAGUUGUACAACUUACACGAAGUUGUCAGCAAUUGUUACAUUAUACAAUUAUAAGUCUACAAAUGGUCACACUGACAAUAGUUUCAAUGAGCUUCUUAAGAUCUUAGGUGACAUGCUUCCAGAAAAAAAUACACUUCCAAAGGAUGUUUACUCAAUGAGAAAGUUGUUAAAACUAUUUGAUUUAGGAUAUGAGAAGAUUCAUGCAUGCCCAAAUGACUGUUGUCUAUUUAGAAAGGAGCUUAAAGAUUUGGACUCAUGUCCAAAGUGUGGUUCUUCAAGAUGGAAGGUAGACAAAGUCACCACCAAAGUUUGUAAAGGAGUUCCUGAAAAGGUGCUACGGUAUUUUACUGUGAUACCAAGAUUGAAAAGGAUGUUUAAAUCAGAACAAAAGGCUGAAGACUUGAUUUGGCAUUCCAACCAUAAAAGUCAUGAUCAUAUGAUGCGUCAUCCAGUUGAUUCAAUAGCUUGGGAUACGAUAAAUCAUAAGUGGCCAGCUUUUGCAUCAGAUCCUAGAAAUCUCUGGCUUGGUCUUGCAACAGAUGGAUUCAACCCUUUUGGUGAUCUUAGUUCUAGAUAUAGUUGUUGGCCAGUUAUUUUGGUAAAUUACAAACUUCCUCCGUUGAUGUGCAUGGCGAAGGAAAAUCUUAUGUUGACAUUAUUGAUUCCAGGCCCGAAGCAACCAGGAAAUGAUAUAGAUGUAUACUUGGAACCCCUAGUGGAGGAUCUGAAGGAGUUAUGGGACAUUGGUGUGGAGACGUAUGAUGCAUUUAGCAAGUCAGUGUUCAAUAUGAAGGCUAUUUUGAUGUGGACAAUCAAUGAUUUUCCAGCUUAUGGAAACUUAGCUGGAUGUGCCACAAAAGGGAAAUUUGGUUGCCCAAUAUGUGGUGAAGGCAUAUCUUCUAUGUGGCUUAAGUAUAGUAGAAAGUUUGCAUAUUUAGGGCAUAGGAGAUUUCUUGGUCCUAAUCAUCCAUUCCGUCAGAAGAAGAAGUGGUUUGAUGGGAAUAAAGAGACAAAAGGAAAACCUAGGCCUCUGAAUGGAUUAGAAAUUCUUAAUGUAUUGAAAGACAUUGAAAAUGACUGGGGUAAAAAGAAAAUGGGUAAAGAUAUCAAUAAUACAAAGAAAAAGAGGAAGGAGCGUGAUGGUUCAAAAAAAGUUCAAAAACCAGUUCAAAUGUGGAAGAAGAAGUCAAUAUUUUUCAAUUUGCCAUACUGGAGUGGGCUCCUGCUACGUCAUAACUUAGAUGUUAUGCAUGUUGAAAAGAAUGUUUGCGAGAAUAUCAUAGGUACAAUGUUAAACUUAAAGAAAAAAUCAAAAGAUGGUGUUAACGCUCGCAAAGAUUUGAGGUUGAAGAAAAUAAAGUUACCUGAUGGUUAUAGCUCAAAUAUUGGUAACUGUGUUUCUUUAGAAGAACGAAAGCUUAUUGGGUUGAAAUCUCAUGAUUGUCAUGUUCUUAUGCAACAAUUGCUUUCAGUAGCAUUGAGAAGUCUUUUACCAAAAGGUCCACGUAAUGCUAUAUUUUUGCUUUGUGCAUUUUACAAUGAGUUAUGUCAAAGAGUGUUAGAUAGGAACCGUCUAGAACAACUCGAAGAGAAUAUUGCUGAAACUUUAUGCAUGUUGGAGAGGUACUUUCCACCAGCUUUCUUUACCAUCUCUGUUCAUUUGACAAUUCAUUUAGCAAGAGAGGCUCGCCUGUGUGGGCCAGUUCAAUUCCACUGGAUGUAUCCAUUUGAAAGAUUUAUGAAAAUGCUUAAAGGCUAUGUGAAGAACCGAGCAAGGCCAGAGGGUUGCAUAGCUGAGUGUUACCUUGCAGAAGAACGAAUGAUGCACAUUGAGGAGCUUAAACAAACAGAUCGUCGUUUCUCAAAUCGGAUUCAAUGGCUAGCACAUGGUCCAAGAAAGCAUGUUAUAUCGUAUACAGGUUAUAUUAUAAAUGGACAUCGGUUCCACACAAUUGAUGUUGGAAGGUCGACACAAGAUAGUGGUGUUUCAGUUGAAGCUGAUACUAUUUGGCAAUCUAGUUCUACUGAUUCACAUACAGUAGGAAGACUAUCGUACUAUGGGGUUAUACGAGAUAUUGUGUUACUAGACUAUUAUUUUUUCAAAGUACCUGUUUUUAGGUGUGAUUGGGCUAAUCCUGGAACUGGUAUCAAAAUGGAUGAUGGUUUUACACUUGUCAACUUACACCAAGGACUAAGGACUUUUGAAAAUGAUCCUUUCAUUUUAGCAUCACAAGCAAAGCAAGUUUUCUAUUCUAGGGAAAAUGAUGAAUCAAAUUGGUAUGUGUUGCUAAAAGUGCCACCUCGAGGUAUUCAUAACAUGGAUUUGCUUGAAGAGGAUGCAUAUACAUCAUCAAAACCUCUUGAUGUGUCCAGACUUGAGAUUAACAUUACUGAGAAAGAACCAUAUUCCAGAAAUGAGUGUGAGGGAAUUGAUGUUAUUGAUAUCCCAUGA
Molecule: messenger RNA, 2517 nt
Organism: Zingiber officinale
Lineage: Eukaryota; Viridiplantae; Streptophyta; Magnoliopsida; Zingiberales; Zingiberaceae
Exons: 6
Coding region: 1-2517 (838 amino acids)
Source: RefSeq, a predicted model, not a curated record